This is a messenger RNA of Cyclospora cayetanensis, 1623 nucleotides long. RefSeq names its product nucleolar GTP-binding protein 2. Lineage: Eukaryota; Apicomplexa; Conoidasida; Eucoccidiorida; Eimeriidae. The coding region runs from base 1 to 1623 and encodes 540 amino acids. Gene Ontology annotation, cellular component: nucleolus. The transcript is spliced from 12 exons. The record is from RefSeq and is a predicted model, not a curated record. Gene Ontology annotation, molecular function: GTP binding.
AUGGUGAAGAAGGCAGGGAAAAGCGGCCGCGCGCCCUCGAAAGCUGGGGGGAAAGCCCCCCAAGGCUCUGCCCUUAAACGAGGCACGGCAUCAACUCUCCCCUCCCGCCAACUGCCGACCAAUAAAAAGCCAGGGCACUACCGAUCUGCCAGCAAGAUUAGGCUGUUGAAGAUGUACUCUUCAAAGCCUAAGUGGAUACGUCCUGGAGGCAAAGAGCCGCAGCCUUCGGCCCCCGCGAGAAUUCAUCCUGACCGCCGCUGGUUUGGAAACACUCGAGUUAUUGACCAGCAGAAGCUCGCGGCUUUCAGAGAAGACAUCCAAAAGGCAUCUGCCGAUCCAUACACAGUUGUUCUGAAGCGGGCAAAGCUGCCCAUGAGUCUCAUAAAGGAUGGAAAUGUGGGAGGCCAAAAGCAGGCAAUGGGUCCGGAGGGGUCAUUGCCGAAGUUGCAGGGUGACGCUCUCGUUGCCUUGGAACCCUUUGAAGGGGUUUUUGGUAGCAAAAAAACUCGUAAACGGCCAAGGCUUCAGGCGGCCGACCUUGCCACGCUGGCUUCUCAAGCUGCAGUGCGAGAAGCAGCUUUCACGAAGUCCACCGGAACGGAAGAGGCGCUAGGAGACAGCGGCGGAGAGGGAGGGCCCGUAGAAUCAAUUUAUCAGAAGGGAACCAGCCGCAGAAUUUGGGGGGAGUUGUAUAAGGUCAUUGACGCGUCAGAUGUCUUGGUGCAAGUCGUAGACGCACGUGACCCAAUGGGAACACGUUGCAGGCGCCUGGAACGGUACCUCAAGGGGCAGCGUUCCGCCAAGCACUUGGUGCUGGUCAUUAACAAGGUGGAUUUGGUGCCACCACGUGUUGCGCGACACUGGUUGCAGCAGCUGAGCAAAGAAAUGCCUACCCUCUUGAUGCAGGCCGACAAAAACAAGAAGAAUAUUGGCAGGACGCAGCUCUUUCAACUUUUGAGGCAAUACGGUCAGCUACUGUCUGAUAGGAAGCAUGUUUCCAUAGGGUUUUUCGGAUAUCCGAACGUAGGGAAAAGCUCGAUCAUCAACUUUUUAAAGAGCAAACAAGUUUGCAAGGCAGCCCCGAUACCCGGCCAGACUCGUGUGUGGCAAUACGUUGCGCUGACCUCAAAGUUGUACCUCAUUGACUGCCCAGGCAUUGUUCCUCUUAGCAGCGAGGCAGGCGAUGAUACCGCGAAGGUGAUGCGAGGCGUUGUGCGACCCGAGAGGAUCAAUGCUCCUGAGGAACACAUAGCGACCGUCUUAGAACGGGUUAAGAGGGAGGCCGUGAUAGCCCGCUACGGCUUGGACCGGAACGUGACUUGGGGAGAUUCAGAGGAAUUUUUGGCGCUGUUGGCAGUGCGUCUCGGAAAACUGAGGAAAGGAGGAGAACCGGACAUUUCUACCACUGCCCGCAUCGUGCUGUACGACCUGCAAAGGGGCAAGCUUCCGUACUACGUGUUACCCCCGACGAUGGCAAAUGAGGCAGCAGACAUUGCUGGAGAUAGGGAAGACGCCGCGGUGGAUGGAGCUUUGGCACUGCCUGAAGGAAACGCGCUGCAGCUAGCGAAUGGUACGCUGGAAGCCCUUAAUGACGAAGAGAAGGCAAGAGAUGAGGCACCCUAA